Molecule: messenger RNA, 873 nt
Organism: Mycena citricolor
Lineage: Eukaryota; Fungi; Basidiomycota; Agaricomycetes; Agaricales; Mycenaceae
Source: the annotation of a GenBank genome assembly
AUGAGCAUCGAUUGGGUCAUUGAGCAAACACUGACAAAGAAGGCGAGCAAGGUGCAGAUGUCGUGGAACGCUCCGGAUGGCUUAGAUGUGACGAAGCGGCAUCUUUGGGCAAAGGCGUGGAACAAGAUUGUGAUCGACUGCGACUUUGCGGGGAUAUGGCCCAAAGAAUCAUCGGAUGACGUGGCGAAUAAGAAGGCUGCUCCAAAGCCUCGAAAGCGCAAAGCCACAGAGCCUAUUCCCGAGGCUGCGGUGGCAAAGCGGACACGGGGCUCGCGUGCGAAGGCUGCAGUGACCGAAGCUGAUGCACAGCCAAGCGCGUUUACGGUCACGAUUCCAGCGAAGGCACCCAAUUGGCUUGUAACGCACGCCCGGGCGCUGUCCCAGACUGACCUCGGAAUUCACUACCAGAAUCUCGUCAACGCAUCCAUGCGGCUAGAGGCGGCAUUUGGGUUCUUCGGCGACAAGUAUCACGCACCCGUGUCAACCCAGUCCCGGCCAGCGGCAUUAGAGAAGUGGGUGGCCAAGGAGGGAACAGAGCUUCCGAAGAUCAAGGGGAGCAAGACCUUCGCAACGAAGUGGGUAGCGUGGUGGCAGAGCUUACAGCCAGAUUGGCGGGUGCUGGACUCCUCGGGGCGGUAUUUGAAGGGCGGAGACGUGCUAUAUGGCAAGGACUCGGAGUGGGGUGACCUGGAUAGUCCUGGUCCUGAGGGCGCCUUGACGCUGGUGGCAGGGCUUGCUAUCUGGGGCUCGGCCUUGAAAGAUGCACCGGAGUCGGACCUAGAGUGGCUAGACGCCGUGAUGGACGUUUCGUGGAUGUGGGAAGGAUUGAUUCUGUCAAUGGAGAAGGAGCGCACCAGGUACCCAAACAAGUAG